Molecule: messenger RNA, 2780 nt
Organism: Salvia miltiorrhiza (redroot sage)
Lineage: Eukaryota; Viridiplantae; Streptophyta; Magnoliopsida; Lamiales; Lamiaceae
Product: receptor protein kinase-like protein ZAR1
Exons: 2
Coding region: 389-2530 (713 amino acids)
Biological process (GO): protein phosphorylation
Molecular function (GO): protein binding; ATP binding; protein kinase activity
Source: RefSeq, a predicted model, not a curated record
CGUAACUGGCAUUUCCCGCUAGGGAGUUGACACAGUACACUGCAAAUUUUUACCAAGAUGGAUGAAUACGGAGCUUCCUUUUCGUUUUUUGCAUUGUUGUUUUCUCUCUCUGUAAACUAAUCCAUUUUCCCAAGGCCCCUUUGCUUAGCUGAAAACAACUUUACCUUUUCCCCAAAACGACUUUGUUUUGUUUUUGCUCUUCUCCAUACUCCAUCCAUCCCCACUGUCAAAGCUUUCACACACCCACACACACACUCGCCCCUACACGGCUACUAUCUCUCUCUUUCUCUCUCUCAUCUUCUUGAUUUUCUGCUGUACAAAAGGUAAAUCUUACCAUUUUCUUCAUCUUGUAGUUGUAGGUGUAUCUGCAACUGUCAUUUUCUUGAAAAUGUUAGCUUUUCUUGCUUUCUUGCUUUUAAUUUUGCUUAGCUUCUGUAAUGUUGCUGUUGUGAGUUCUGUAAACGAAGAAGGGAUAGCUCUGUUAUCAUUCAAGAAUUCCAUUACAGUAGACCCUGAAGGAACGCUUAGUAAUUGGAACACCUCUGAUGAAACCCCAUGUUCUUGGAAUGGCAUUACAUGCAAAGAACAGAGGGUUAUCUCUCUCAGCAUUCCCAAAAAAAAACUCUCUGGGUUUCUCUCUCCCUCUCUAGGAUCUCUCUCUGAGCUAAGACAUCUUAAUUUGAGGAGUAAUAGGUUGUUUGGGGGGUUGCCUUCUGAUCUUUUUAAGGUUGUGGGGCUGCAAAGUUUGGUUCUUUAUGGAAAUUCCUUUUCUGGGGUUUUGCCAUUUGAGCUUGGCAAUCUUGAUUACCUUAUAACCUUAGAUUUAUCUGAGAAUUUCUUCAAUGGGUCGUUGCCAUCUUCCUUGGUUAAGUGUAAGAGGUUGAGGAAUCUUGAUCUUAGGCAGAAUAAUUUCAGUGGCUCUUUGCCUAAUGAGUUUGGAAAGAAUUUGGCUUUGUUGGAAAAACUUGAUCUUUCCCACAAUAGUUUUAGUGGUUCUAUUCCUGGUGAUUUAGGCUAUCUAUCUAAUUUGCAAGGAACUGUUGACUUGUCUUAUAACAAGUUUAACGGCUCGAUUCCAUCUAGUCUCGGUAAUCUGCCUGAGAAGGUUUACAUUGAUCUCACUUAUAACAAUUUGAGAGGUCCAAUUCCUCAAAAUGGUGCUCUUGUAAACCGAGGGCCAACAGCCUUUAUUGGGAAUCCUGGACUUUGUGGUCCUCCAUUGAAGAAUCUUUGCUCGUCUGAUAGUGAGGCGAAUCCACCUUCUUCGUAUCCAUACUUUCCUAGCAACUACCCUCCGGGUAAGAAUGGUGGUGGUGGAAGGGGUUUGAGUAAGGCCGGUGUAGUUGCCAUUAUUGUUGGUGAUAUUGUGGGGAUCUGUGUGAUUGGGCUGCUGUUCUCGUAUUGUUACUCGAAGGUUUGUCAUUGCGGGAAGGGUAAGGAUGAGAAUGGCUAUUGUUUUGAGAAGGGGCGUAAAAGGUCAAAGGAAUGCUUGUGCUUUAGGAAGGAUGAGUCGGAGACUUUGUCUGAACAUGUAGAGCAUUAUGAUCUUGUGCCUCUUGAUGCACAGGUGGCGUUUGAUCUUGAUGAGCUCUUGAAGGCUUCUGCUUUCGUUCUGGGCAAGAGCGGCAUAGGAAUCGUGUACAAAGUUGUGCUCGAGGAUGGACUUAUCUUGGCUGUAAGAAGAUUGGGCGAAGGAGGUUCACAAAGGUUUAAGGAGUUUCAAACAGAGGUGGAAGCAAUUGGGAAGCUCAGACAUCCUAAUAUAGUAACUCUCAGAGCUUACUAUUGGUCUGUGGAUGAGAAGCUGCUGAUAUACGACUUCGUAUCAAAUGGAAAUCUUGCUGCUGCUAUUCAUGGAAAGCCCGGUUUGGUAGCAUUCACGCCUCUUUCGUGGUGUGUGAGACUGAAGAUCAUGAAAGGAGUUGCAAAGGGCCUAGUCUACUUGCAUGAGUGCAGUCCCAAAAAAUAUGUCCAUGGUGAUCUCAAGCCAUCAAACAUAUUGCUCGGACAUGAAAUGGAGCCAAAAAUCUCCAAUUUUGGCCUAGGCCGGCUAGCUAACAUAGCCGGUGGCUCUCCAACCUUGCAAUCCAACCGGAUGGUUUAUGAGAAGCCUCAACGAGCGCAGCAGAGCAGCUCAGCCUCAGAUGUUGCAACUUUCGCCUCAACAGCCUCGUAUGGCUCCUACUACCAAGCCCCCGAGGCAAUGAAAGCAGUGAAGCCGUCCCAAAAGUGGGAUAUAUACUCAUAUGGGAUGAUUCUACUGGAAAUGAUCACGGGCAAAACGCCAUUGAUCCAAAUUGGCACAUCAGAGAUGGACCUCGUGCACUGGAUGCAGCUCUGCAUCGAGGAGAAAAAACCCGUCUCUGAUGUCCUGGACCCGAACCUAGCUCAGGACGCGGACAAAGAAGAGGAGAUGAUUGCGGUUCUAAAAAUUGCAAUGGCGUGCACCUCAAGCAGCUAUGAGAAGAGGCCUUCGAUGAGGCACGUCUCAGAUGCCCUUGAGAGACUGCCGGCACCCUCCGAGUGUUGAAAGACUUAAUUUUUGAGCUAGAUGAUUUCAUUGGAGAAAGAUGAAUAUCACUAUUGUGAUGAAGCAGCCACAUUUGAGAGGGAAAAGUCUAUAGAAUCUCCUUUACUCCAUGGCUAGAAAAAAGGUCUAGUUGAAGGUUAGGUCUACUUUAAGAGCAUGGUGGUGUUGUAGGUUGUGACUGUUAAUGUGUGUAAGAAAGCUGUGAUUUUACUUGUCUUGUUCUUGCUCUUAUUGGAGACCUCAUUAUUUA